This is a messenger RNA of Prunus armeniaca (apricot), 1080 nucleotides long. NCBI's taxonomy places the organism in Eukaryota, Viridiplantae, Streptophyta, Magnoliopsida, Rosales, Rosaceae. The record is from the annotation of a GenBank genome assembly.
AUGGAAGGAGAAAUACCCAACUUCAUCAUGGUAUGGAUCUUAGCUGUGGCUUCACUGUCCUACUGUCACACCAUAGGGAAGCUCACUUCUCCCGGUUUAACCAGGCUCCUUGCCAUACUUCCAGUCAUAUUUUUCUUCUUCUUCCUUCCUCUCAAUCUCACCACCAUUUUCCUUGGAGGCCCUUCCUCUUUCUUUCUUGCUUGGCUUGCCAACUUCAAGCUCCUACUCUUUGCCUAUGGCAAAGGCCCUCUCUCCACCACCCCACCCAUCUCCAUCUCCCAUUUCAUUCCCUUGGCUUGCCUUCCAAUCAAAUUCCGAAAAGUUGAGAACAAAAUAAAAUCAGGGUCUUCAGCAUCUGCCCCAAAAGGCCAGAAAUCUCCUUUUAACUAUGCGAUCAAAGCUCUAAUCUUUGCCACAUCUCUACACGUUUUCCACAACAAACAAUAUAUCCACCCAAAAGUCAUACUCUUCCUCUACUCAAUCUACAUGUACACUGGCCUUGAACUUGUCCUGGCAUUGGUUGCUUCCUUGGCUCAAGCCUUCCUCGGUGUCGAUUUCGAGCCACAGUUCGACGAGCCUUAUCUGGCCACGUCACUCCAGGACUUCUGGGGACGAAGGUGGAACAUCAUGGUCAGUAGAAUCCUGCACCCUACCGUAUACGACCCCGUCCGGAGCAUCUCCAGCCGCGUGAUCGGGAACAGGUGGGCCCCGCUUCCAGCUGUGAUCGCUACCUUUUUCGUGUCGGCAGUGAUGCAUGAGCUGAUCUUCUAUUACAUUGGACGAACGAAGCCCACGUGGGAGCUCACGUGCUUCUUUCUACUCCACGGGGUGUGUUUGGCCGUUGAGAUUAUGCUCAAGCAGGCGUUUGACGGUAAAUGGCGGUUGCCUGCGGCCUUGUCAGGGCCGUUAGCAAUGACGUUUGUGGUGGUGACGGGGCUGUGGCUGUUUUUGCCGUCUCUGUUGGUGCGGUGUGAAGCGGACGUGAUGGCAUACAGAGAAUAUGUGGCUUUCACCGAGUUUAUGGAAAAUGUUAGCAACUUUGUUAAACCCAAUUCUCUCUUAAUUAAGCGUAGUUGGUAA